Messenger RNA from Guyanagaster necrorhizus, 1090 nucleotides. RefSeq lists its product as uncharacterized. The record is from RefSeq and is a predicted model, not a curated record. Lineage: Eukaryota; Fungi; Basidiomycota; Agaricomycetes; Agaricales; Physalacriaceae. The transcript has a single exon. The coding region runs from base 11 to 1033 and encodes 340 amino acids.
GCUAUGAACGAUGAAGAGAUCCACAAUCGUAUCAUCUCUCAGCUCCAUUUCAUCUUCCGUUUUCUCAACGUUUACUCGCCUCACCUCGUCUUUCGCUCAUAGAAAGUCAGCUAAACGUAAUAGAAAGUACGCUGCUGCUUCGGAAGACCCCCACCGUCCUCGCGGAUACACGGACACGGACCCACCACCACCACCACCACCACCACCAGUCAACUAUCUAUCCCAGGACCUUUCUGCUGCCGAAGCGACCUGCGCACAUUUUCCAACCUCCGGAAAUUCCAGCAAGAAGAAGCUUAGGACCCGUGGAACCGCCACCACCACCACCAAGAAGCAGAAGCAGAAGCAGAAACAGAAGCCCACCUUUCAAAUUCGCGACUCUAGAUGUCUACAAGAGAUCACGGACCGCCUGUACGUCGCAUUCGAGGAAGGUGCCGUUCCCCUUGAUGUUCCUCGUUGCAAAGCAGAGUGGUUAAAGACACCUGACGGCGACAAGUUUACGCAUAUCGUCAAGAUCAUGCAGGGACCCGGUCCCGGACCCAGGUCCGAUCAUUACUGGGACGAGAACACGAGCACAGGCGUACUAGAGUUAUCCCUUCCACCCCGGGACGACCCCCCGUACCCGUACGUCCACGAGAGGCAGCCCUUACGCGCGGAAAGGAAGGUAUUCGUGAACGGUAGGAUGAGUCGCGAACGCGAACCUGGACCUGGACCCGGGCCUACUCUGGCGGAAUCAAAGGACAAGAUUUCGGGGCUGAGCAUCACGCAGCUUACUGCUGCGAGGGACUUCAUCUACGUGGCGUUAUACUACACAAAGCGGCGUCGCGUCCCCGGUGGGAACGUGCUCAUCACAGUUCCGCAGGAUUGUCGAGCCGACGCAAUUUCCAUCAUGAUCGUUUACCUUGGGUAUUUUUCCGGAUCUGGCAUUGGGAAAAUUCUCAGGUAUCUUGACAGAAAAGAGGGGAUCAAUUUUGUUUGGAGAGAUGUCGUGUCUAGAUAUGGACUCGGGGCACUGCAGGUAGCGGUUGCGAUAUAAUGAAAGAAAAGAAAUCUAUGGGAUCACAAUUUCUAUGGAUGCUUACAAGUUGACAUA